AACGCGUUGGAAUAAUUGACUUAGCCAUGCUCCAAAAGUCAACUUGGUUUCCAUCUUUAUUUUCUACUCUCACAUUCCUUCUCUUCUUCAAUCUUCACCCUCCCCUCUUCCAUUACACACACUCGAAGAAAUUAACGCAGACGAUGGGAAGGGUAAAUCAAAGUAGCGGCGCACCGGCACCGAUCAAGCACUUCAGCCACCCUCACGAACUCGAACUGAUCCCGACCGAUCCUCAAUAUCCGAUUCUUUGUUCAGGAUGCAAACUUAAAGCCUCAGGAAUUAUGUACGAAUGCAGUCCCUGUAAUUUCACUCUUCACUCAACAUGUGCUCAAUUACCGAAGCUGAUCACCCACCCGUCCCAUCCCGGCUGCAAUCUGACUCUCCUCCCUGUCUCCCCCUACGCCGGCGGCAGGUUCAACUGCGACGCCUGCAACCGCUAUGGCGAAGGGUUCAGCUACCACUGUGGAAAUUGUGAUUAUGAUCUCCACGUUCUGUGUGCGAAAAAACCGAUGAAAGUUACUCAUCGUGCACAUUCGUGCCCGCUUGAGCUAACUUUCAAGAUUCCUUACGAGGCUAAAGGAUUCUCCUGUGAUAUCUGUAGACAGAUUGGGUCUAAGCAGUGGCUUUACCGAUGCAGUUUUUGCGAAUUUGAUGUGCAUUUGGAUUGUACAACAGCUAUGCCUAAACCUAAACCUGUUGUGCAUCAUCACCAUUCAUUUCCCAGUGCAAGUAAUCAAAAUCAUCUAAUGGCUCCUGGGAUCCCUAUGAACCCUAAUUAUCCUCAUCCGAUUCACUCUGCAAGCACUGGAUCACAAUUUCAGGCUCCCCAUAAUAUGAUGCACGGUGCAAGUAUGGGUGGAAUCACAAAUCCUCAUAUGGGUCCUGUGAAUACAGGGUUUGUGCCAACAAAUAUGGCGCCGGCGCCGCCUAUGCAGAACAAUAUUCAGCAACCAAACAUGGUAAAUGGGCUCGGCGCCACCUUGAUGACGGCAGCGGUGCAGGGGCUGGUUGAAGGGGCUUUCCAGCAGGUUGGCCAGAAUGUCAUGGAAGGUAUUAUUGGUGGAGGCGAUAGCGGUGGAGAUGGUGGCGCAGGCGGUGGGGCUGAUGGUGGAUAUUCUGAGUAUUAACUUGAGAUUUUAUUUCGUCCAUUUCGUGAAUGUCCUUGAUUAUAAUUGUAAUGCGAACAAGUUUUUAGUGUUUUUCUGUUUGCUAUACAUUAUUGAUAACAUGUUUGAUCUUGAAUGAAA
This is a messenger RNA of Olea europaea var. sylvestris, 1247 nucleotides long. RefSeq lists its product as uncharacterized. Lineage: Eukaryota; Viridiplantae; Streptophyta; Magnoliopsida; Lamiales; Oleaceae. The record is from RefSeq and is a predicted model, not a curated record. The transcript has a single exon. Bases 27 to 1127 code for a protein of 366 amino acids.